AUGAACGAUAUAGACCUAAGCCGUGCGGAACCCGGGGAUCUAAUUUUUCUGGCUAAAAACGAAACCGCGUGCGAUUUUGAGCGAGCCGUUACUGAUGUGGCCUCAUCGCCUUACUACCAUGUGGGCAUUAUAGCUCGGGAUAGGCGAAUUGUCCAUGCCUUACCUCGCGGAGUACUGCACCAAAGUUUGGACGAGAUCCUGGCCGACGCUGAACCUGAUCGAAUUGAAAUUGUGCAUGUAAACACGUCUGGAGCCGCGAAAACUCGGGCGGCAGCGUAUGCAGAAUCGAAAGUUGGCAUGCCCUACAACGAUAUUUUCGCGCCCGAUUGUAUAAACUCCGACGGGGUGGAGUCAUAUUACUGUAGCCAACUUGUAACCGAAGCCUAUCAAGAUGAAGUUGAAUUCCCCGAGCAUAAGCUGAAUUUCAAAGAUGAGCAUGGACACAUGCUAGAUUAUUGGGUGCAGUACUUCGAAGAACGAGGC
Cylicostephanus goldi is the source of this 483-nucleotide messenger RNA. Lineage: Eukaryota; Metazoa; Nematoda; Chromadorea; Rhabditida; Strongylidae. The record is from the annotation of a GenBank genome assembly.